Echinops telfairi (small Madagascar hedgehog) is the source of this 1531-nucleotide messenger RNA. It is a transcript of the gene VEGFD, whose product is annotated as vascular endothelial growth factor D. The coding region runs from base 473 to 1417 and encodes 314 amino acids. Gene Ontology annotation, biological process: positive regulation of angiogenesis; induction of positive chemotaxis; positive regulation of mast cell chemotaxis. Gene Ontology annotation, cellular component: membrane. The transcript is spliced from 7 exons. Gene Ontology annotation, molecular function: vascular endothelial growth factor receptor 3 binding; growth factor activity; chemoattractant activity. The record is from RefSeq and is a predicted model, not a curated record. Lineage: Eukaryota; Metazoa; Chordata; Mammalia; Afrosoricida; Tenrecidae.
UUCCAUCAAGGUUGUGAAAAGACGUCUGGUCCAAAAUUGGACUAGGGGGUCCUGUAGCUCCAAACCUUGAUGUCUGCCUCACUGCCUCGGUCCAGGGGAACUGGUUGAAAUUUGCUGGCCACGAAAUGGAUCAGGAGUGCUCUUUACUGGUUCAGGGAGAAGAUGUGCCCACAGCGUGAUUAUUUUUUGAGAGCAUGAGGGCAGUGGAUAUAUAUAUAUUUUUUUAAUCUCUCUCUCUCACUCCCCCACCCACCUUCCCCAAGAUUCUACAAAGAAGUAGACCUUUCCUAAUUGCAGUCAUUUUGUUGGAUUUUGAUCACAGCUAUUUGGGGUUGGGGUUUUCCCCACGGGAAGUCUGGAGUUUGUGUUUUUCUUUUUUUAACUUUCUGGAGAAGGGAUGCCUUAUGAAGCAAGCUUUUCUAGCUGCCUGAUGCCCCAUGCUUGCUAAUCGGUGGAUACUGAAUUAUUCAAAAUGUGGAGCCAGUGGACAGUGGUGAGUGUGCUUGUGAUGUCGUGCCUGUCCCUGGCCUCCCAUCAUGAACACGGACCGGUUAAGCAGGCGUCUCCAUCUGAGCAGCAGAUCAAGGCUGCCUCGAGUUUGGAAGAGCUGCUCCGCAUCACGCACUCCGAGGACUGGAAGCUGUGGAGAUGCCGGCUGAAGCUCAAAGAUGUCACCAGCCUAGACGCUCGCUCAGCGUCUCAUCGGUCCACCAGGUUUGCCGCCACUUUCUAUGACAUCGAGACGCUGAAAGUGAUUGACGAGGAAUGGCAGCGGACCCAGUGCAGCCCGAGAGAGACCUGUGUGGAGGUGGCCCGAGAGCUGGGCCAGAGCACUGACACGUUCUUCAAGCCGCCCUGCGUGAAUGUCUUCCGCUGCGGCGGCUGCUGCAAUGAGGAGAGCCUGGUCUGUGUCAACACCAGCACCUCGUACGUCUCCAAGCAGCUCUUUGAGAUAUCUGUCCCUUUGACAUCAGUACCUGAAUUAGUGCCUGUUAAAGUUGCCAACCACACGGGCUGUAAGUGCUUGUCAACGGCUCCCCAACACCCAUACUCAAUCAUCCGAAGGUCCAUCCAGGUUGGCGAAGAAGAUCGAUGUCCCCAUUCCAAGAAGCUCUGUCCAGCUGAUAUGCUCUGGGACAGCAACCAAUGCAAUUGUGUUCUUCGGGAGGAGAAUCCCUUCGGGGGGAUGGAAGACCACGCUCACCUCCGGGAGCUGCCGCUGUGUGGGCCACACAUGAAGUUCGACGAAGAUCGCUGCGAGUGUGUCUGUAAAUCUCCGUGUCCCCGAGACCUCAUCCAGCACCCCGAAAACUGCAGCUGCUUUGAAUGCAGAGAAAGUCUGGAGAGCUGCUGCCAGAAACAGAAGAUCCACCACCCCGACACCUGCAGGGGAAUGGCUUUUCCGCUUUCCCCGUGAUUCUUCCCCUUCCACUUGGAAUCUGUGAGGACACAUGCCCCCUUUCCACCAGAACCAGUGCACAUGGAAGACUGAUGUGAGCGCAGUACGGCCGCUUCCCAAGGGAGAAAAGAG